AACCCGCAACCUGCUGUCCUGGGAACAGCUCUUUCUCUUCGGGGCCCCGUGAGAAGAACUGACGGCUCUUCCUUUUCUUUCUCUGGCACAGCAACCCGAGUGGAAGAAGUAGCAGGCAUUCGUGGGAAAUUCCCGACCAAAGUUCCAGUAAUUGUUGAAAGAUAUCAGAAAGAAAAAUACCUCCCCCUGUUGGACAAAACAAAGUUUCUUGUACCACAAGAGUUAACUAUGACACAGUUUAUAACCAUCAUUAGAAGCAGAAUGGCACUGAGUGCUACUCAAGCUUUCUACCUGCUGGUAAACAACAAGAGUUUAGCCAGUAUGUCUUUAACUCUGGCCGAAGUAUACCGAGAUUACAAAGAUGAAGAUGGCUUUGUAUACAUGACGUAUGCUUCCCAGGAGAUGUUUGGAGGUCUCGUAGCUACUGCCAAAGUAAAAUACCAGAAGCUGCUCACCUUUACUGAAUAGUGACAGCUAUUCAGAAGUGGCUUAUAUUGGGCUCCAGUGUGGGGAAAGUUGGAAGGAAAGAGAAGAAGAGGACAACCAGAAGCAAGG
Messenger RNA from Python bivittatus (Burmese python), 555 nucleotides. The record is from RefSeq and is a predicted model, not a curated record. Lineage: Eukaryota; Metazoa; Chordata; Lepidosauria; Squamata; Pythonidae.